AUGCCGAAGUCUUCCUCAGCCUAUCGACAUGAUCUUCCCGAGGAUCUGCUUGAACUCAUCGAUCACACAACAAAAGGUGUACAACGUCUGUACGAAUCUACCAAGCGCGCGAGCCGUGCUGUUUCGCGCAACCAAAGGCAGGCGCCAACAACACUGCCCUCAUAUUCAAGUUGCAGCGAAUGCACAAGCGAAACAGAGCACGCAGCAACCCAGUUGAGGAACGGCAGAGGAACAUCAGUGCCGCGUCAGAAAUCUUCUUCCUCGAGGGCUAAGGAGAGAAAGGCAUCUGCACCUGCGGUUAAGUCAAUACGUGAUGAGGGAACGGAAUUGACGUAUGAUGACGGCCUGCCGCUGCAUCCUCAUCCUCUUUCUUGUGUGGGACAUGAGAAAAAUGGCAAGGGCAGGCGACGCAGCACCGAUAGCGGGGACAGGGUGACAGCGCGACAGCAACAGUGGGGUUAUUCGCAGCCACUUCCGACAAGUGGAGCUGAUAUGGGUGGUCCCUCCCACAUGAGAAUGGGUAGCACAACUUUUUCAUCAGACAAUCCCACACACCACCCCGUGUUCAAUCGUUCCGCUUCCAGACAGCAAAUGUCCACUUCAAGUGCCUUUAGCAGCUCUGCUGCUUUUGAGCAGGACCACAGCUCUUCUUUGGCUAGGAAAAGUUGGAAAGACACAUUCAGGUCCCUUUUGACGGGUGACGCAGCACCUCCAUCAUUUUCGAAUGAAGCGGCGAUUGAAACUAUAUCUUCUCGUAGUCCGACGCCCUUUACGCAGGGGGCGAACGCAGUGCCCGAUAAGGCGCCAAGUCACUGCGGAUCUCGCGUUGCCUUGGAGGAUGCAGAUAGACACUCGCGAAAGCCUCGUUCACCAUUGCAAGAGCCAGAAGAGGAAGACAUAGAGCAUUUGCGGCAUCGUCUGAGGGAACAAGAGGUGUCGCACAAGGAAGAGCUAGCGCAACUCCGCACUAAACAUUGUAUGGAGGUUACACGGCUCCGUCGUGCGGCACUGGAGGCACGUCAAAAGAUUUUAGAUGAGGUCACUGCGCAGUUGCAGUCAUCUGCUGAUGUGAAGGUGAAGUUGCUUCGUGCAGAAAUUGAAAGCGAGCGCCAACGAGCAGACGGCGUGCAGAAAAUGUUGGAGGAGGAUAAAGCUGUCAUUGAACGACUGCGAGGGGAACUUGAUGUAGCCAACAACAAUGUGAAAACACUUCGAAAGGAUCUAAGCACCAAAACGAAGACUAUAGCAAAGUUAAAUGACAAUCUGGAAGGAACACAGCGAGAGCUCGCCGAGUGCAGGGAGGAAGUUGGUAAACAUUCAAGGAACCUUGCAGAGAGUACGCGACGCGAGAAAGUUGCCAUUUCACGCGAAAAAGAACAAAGAAAUGCGGUGAGGCAGCUGGAAGAGCAACUGAAUGAGCGGGAGCGUCGGUCGCGUGAGGAGCUUGCGCGGCUGCAGGAGGAGCUUCGCACAAUGUCAGACGGCUACGAGAAGUUGAUUAAAGAAGCGUCAGAAAAGCUUUCGGUCCUGGAAAAGGUGGAGCGGAAGUAUCAUGCCUUGAAGGAGCAGCACCGCGAUGAGAAGAAGCAGAGUGAAGUUGUAACUUCGGAAACUGCUGUGCUGAAAGGAGAGAAGGAAGAGCUGGAGAGGAAAGUGGAGGAGCUGCAGGAUGAAUUGGAGGCGUUUCGCCUUCAAGUGGCGAGGAAGGAGCACGAACUGCGGGAAGAGCGCGUCGGACACAGUCAAAUGGUCGAUGAAAUUGUUCAGAAGAUGGAACAACAGCAGGAGAAAUCCGCUCGAGAGCAAGAGGACCUGCAAAAAGCUCUUCGCAACUCUGAAGAGCGCCUCGCACGGUCCCAGCGAGCGACUGAAGGGUUGGAGCGGCAACUACAGGAGGAGCAGGCACACAGCAAGGAAUUAUUGCUGAAACUCGAGGAGGGAACGCUGCGGCACAAGGAGGAACUCGCCGCCACUCGCCGGUCGGCGGCCACGUAUCAUCAGCAAUCGGAGGGGGUUAUAUCAAGCCUGAAACGACAGCUUCGUGAGAAAGAUACCAAACUAGAGGCUCUCGCUAACGCCGCAUCGGAACCACUUCACCGACUACGCAGUCAACUGGAGGAUGAGCGCAGCAAACGCGCCCGCCUCGAGGAACAGUUUAACCAAUAUAAGCAGAAAGCAAAACUUGCACAGGAAGCGGCACUAAGGGAGAUACGACGUGAGCAACAGCGAGUGUCGUCAGUAGGGCGGACGCAGCCAAAGAGUGGGCUGAUGCCGCGCCCCCGUCUCUCGGGACACGAGGAGGGGGAUCUAAUGUUUCCUACUCCUCCCUCCGCUUCGUCUGCCUCUCCUGCCGGAACGAUUGCUGUUGCCGAUGUUUCGCCGAUGCCCACCCCCACGUAUCCUCCUCCACUGCGUGACACCGAUGUGGCUGGGGGCUCAAGUCGAACACCUGUUAAAGUCGCGAACUCCGUUUCACACGCACCGCAGAUGCACGAUCGCCAUAAUGAAGGCAAUACGGUUACACCACCGCAGUACGUUGGUCACCGUUCCGGUUGGGAUUCCGUUGGUUCGAUCUCAAAUAUAUCUUGCAGUUCACCUCUCUGUAGUAGUCGUUUUGGUGAUUUGAGGAGCGUGGAUGAGUCAGUGGUAAGUGCGGGUGAUGGGCGGCCCGCUGCACAUGCCCUGGCGAACGGCAACGGCAUGUCACCCGCAGGCCAAACCAUCGACGAACGUAUGGUUCAACACGAACUAGUACUGCAGGAAUUUCACAAAUCAGCUGCUGAAGUUUUCAGGAAAAUAACGGGUAACCGUGACGAGUUCCUUGCGAGGUGCACUUCUGCAGUGCGUUCGGCAUCACAUCGUACUGCUGACAAGGAGCAUAUUUCUGUUCAUGGUAAUGGGGUGUUGGACUAA
Messenger RNA from Trypanosoma brucei brucei TREU927, 2913 nucleotides. RefSeq lists its product as hypothetical. Gene Ontology annotation, cellular component: cytoskeleton; cytoplasm. The record is from RefSeq and is a predicted model, not a curated record. Bases 1 to 2913 code for a protein of 970 amino acids. Lineage: Eukaryota; Euglenozoa; Kinetoplastea; Trypanosomatida; Trypanosomatidae. Gene Ontology annotation, molecular function: protein serine/threonine kinase activity. Gene Ontology annotation, biological process: actomyosin structure organization; peptidyl-threonine phosphorylation. The transcript has a single exon.